Messenger RNA from Oncorhynchus gorbuscha (pink salmon), 3897 nucleotides. Its product is annotated as noelin-like. The transcript is spliced from 6 exons. The record is from RefSeq and is a predicted model, not a curated record. NCBI's taxonomy places the organism in Eukaryota, Metazoa, Chordata, Actinopteri, Salmoniformes, Salmonidae. Bases 538 to 1995 code for a protein of 485 amino acids. Gene Ontology annotation, biological process: signal transduction.
GGCAAGACGAACCUGGCUGACAUCACCGUUGCGCGUUGCUCGUGCUGCCAUAGAUCCGUAGGCAUCUCCUCCCUCCCUCAGCCUUUUGGAACAGCCUGUGUGUAUUCACUGCACUUAAUCAAGGAGCGCGCGAGGCAGGAGGCGGACGGAGGGCGUGAACUAAAGAGGAACGGAGAACGGGAACACCACCAGAGCGCGGGACAGCACAGAGAGAGAAAGAGAUACCCAUCCAGAUACAUUUUAUUUUCUCUCUGAACCGCUCCUCAAUCACACUUUCUCCCGGCUUUCGGGACUGUCAGAUUCGACAUCGAGGGUUUAUUAUCAUUAACCUGAUCCAAACCUGCGGGCUUUUUCCAAACUCCGAACCCUUUAGCCUUUCACCAGUGAUGUCCAAGGAACAACCGACCAAAUCGGGGCUACGGGUGGUACACCAGAAGGCUAUGGCUUCACUAGGCAACAUGGAUUGCCUUGCUCGUUUCUCGCCGGAUUGUGCACCAAUAGAAUGAAGCUGGUUUGGGUUAAACGCAGAGUGCAGAGAUGUCGGUGCCGUUGUUGAAGAUCGGCGUUGUGCUGAGCACCAUGGCGAUGAUCACGAACUGGAUGUCGCAGACUCUGCCCUCUCUAGUUGGGCUCAACACCACCAAGCUCACCGCGGAGAGGGCAGGCUACCCGGACAGGAGCACCGGAGUGUUGCCAGCGAACCCAGAGGAGUCAUGGCAGGUGUACAGUUCAGCCCAGGACAGUGAGGGGAGGUGUGUGUGCACUGUGGUGGCACCGCAGCAGUCCAUGUGUUCACGAGACGCCCGCACCAAACAGCUGAGGCAGCUACUGGAGAAGGUCCAGAACAUGACCCAGUCCAUCCAGGUGCUGGACCAGCGGACCCAGAGAGACCUGCAGUACGUGGAGAAGAUGGAGGUGCAGCUGAGAGGUCUGGAGACUAAGUUCAGACAGGUGGAGGAGAACCACAAGCAGAACAUCGCCAAGCAAUACAAGGCCAUAAAAUCGAAAAUGGAGGAGAUUAGGCCGUUGAUACCAGUGUUGGAGGAGUACAAAGCCGAUGCCAAAUUGGUAUUGCAGUUUAAGGAGGAGGUCCAGAACCUGACGUCAGUUCUAAGCGAGCUCCAGGAGGAGAUGGGAGCCUAUGACUACGAGGAACUCCACAACCGAGUGUCAGGUCUUGAGGAGAGACUCCGAGCAUGCAUGCAAAAAUUAGCGUGUGGGAAGUUGACGGGCAUCAGUGAUCCUGUCACCAUCAAGACGUCUGGAUCCCGGUUCGGAUCCUGGAUGACUGACCCUGCGGCACCAGAAGGAGAUACCAGGGUGUGGUACAUGGACGGUUACCACAACAACCGCUUCGUGCGGGAGUACAAGUCCAUGGCGGACUUCAUGACGACGGACAACUUCACGUCUCACCGCCUCCCCCACCCGUGGUCCGGGACGGGUCAGGUGGUCUACAACGGCUCCAUUUACUUCAACAAAUUCCAGAGCCACAUCAUCAUCAAGUUUGACUUCAAGACCUCCGCCAUUAGCAAGUCACGCCAGCUGGACAACGCCGGCUACAACAACAUGUAUCACUAUGCCUGGGGCGGCCACUCCGACAUCGACCUCAUGGUGGACGAGGGUGGGCUCUGGGCUGUCUAUGCCACCAAUCAGAACGCUGGAAACAUCGUCAUCAGCAAGCUCAACCCCAGCACGCUUCAGAUCAUCAAGAGCUGGACCACCAACCACCCCAAGAGGAGUGCCGGUGAAGCCUUCAUGAUCUGUGGUACUCUCUAUGUUACCAACGGUUACUCUGGAGGGACCAAGGUGUACUACGCCUACAGCACUAACUCCUCCACGUACGAGUACAUAGACAUCGCCUUCCAGAACAAGUACUCCCAUAUCUCCAUGCUUGACUACAACCCUCGGGACCGUGCGCUCUACGCAUGGAACAAUGGACACCAGGUUCUGUACAAUGUCACACUGUUCCAUGUCAUCAGCUCACAGGAAUUGUAACUAUGGAGACAGUACUAUUUACAAUAUACUAUAUAGAGAAUAGAGAGAGAGAUCAUCCUAUAUUUGAAUAUACUGUAUAUCUAGAAGAGAAAGACUUUAUGGAAAGAGCGGCAUAUGUAGUAUGUAAUAUCAUAAGACUGUCUUUAGAGAGAUUACAUCAACCAUGACUGGAACUAUAACGUGAAUUAAUGUGCACAUCGAUUGAAAUUAAAAAGAGAACUGUUUACUAAAAAGGAAGGGAACAUGAUACAUCUAGAGUUCAAAACUAUAUAUUGGACUGAAAAUAACAGAUGCCAAAAAAAUAUCACGCCUUUCUUUUUAAAAUAAUGGCUAGUAACCAUCAUGGAAGAUUGUCUCUGCGGCUCUGGGUCUGUCUCUGGAAGUACUGUCAGGAAGUACCUCCCUUCUCUCUCCUGGACUUUACUCUAUGGGGAUCAUUGGGGUCCUAGCAAAGGACUAUGGGAUUGGUUAUAAACUGUUUGCCAACCAGGACCCCCCAUUGGCCCCCAGACAGAGAGAGAGAGAACCUUGCCCUUUGGACAGAUAAGGGGUAAAAUUGGGAGAACUGGGACAUUAUUUGGAGAAUGGUGGGGUGAACCAGCAUAUGGUGUGCAGAAGACCACAGAGCCUACAACCACCGUCUGUCACACACACACACACACACACACACACACACACACACACACACACACACACACACACACACACACACACACACACACACACACACACACACACACACACACACACACACACACACACACACACACACACACACACACACACACACACACACACACACACACACACACACACACAUUCUAUCCCUGUUAUCCCUUCAGUAGCAAAUAAAGAAGUCUGUAAACAAGUUAACAACAACAUCAUCAACAUCCAUGAGAAGACCUGGGCCUGUGUUCACAAAUUGUCUCAGAGUAGGAAUACUGAUUUAGGAUCAGGUUCCCCCUCUUAUUCAUUAUGAUUUAAAGGGCAAGUCGGAUCCGAGAUCAGCACUCCUACCCUGAGACGAUUUUUGAAUACGCUCCCUGAAGGCACUGACUGUUGGGGCACACUGUUGUACUGUACGAGAAGUAGGUCGGUAUUCAAUCAAAGCUGUGUAGUAGCGCGCUUGACAUUUAAAAGGAAUUUCCAAUUGAGUCAAUAUCAGCAGCGUUUUCAGUGAAUACAAUCUCUGCAAACGCGGGAACAUUGGCUUUAAAAGCCGUGUUGUCAACUGCCCCACAGCGUGCCUCUUGGAUUGCAUCCGUCUAAAGACUUUCCUGUUGUUUGUGACUCUGUGUAAAACAGCCUUGAUUUGCAUGAGUGUUUUUUACCAUUCUGGUCUGCUACCUUCUGAAUGUCUUUUUGCUAUAUGAUGCUGUACCUAUAAAAGAGAGGGAUGUGGGGGGGUUGGUUGCAAAAAUGUUUGCUUUUUCACUUGUUUGUUUUUAGAACGUUUAUUUUUCCAGUCGGAGGCUUUUUUUAAUGUUCUUGUAUCACCCCCUUGCUGUUGGCACCGGCUUUGCUUCUCUGUCUAUGUUUAGUUGGACCGUGUGGGAGGAACCUAUCUCAUAUCCAGCUUAUUUCUUUCAGAAGAGUACAAAACAAUAGAAUAUAUAAGUAAUGUAUCCUGGAGACCUGGGUUCAGUUCUCUCUUCAACUGAAUUAUCAUCACCCUAUUCUGUUAACUAAAGUAUCCCUUUUAGUUGAGGGUAAUGCUGUUAAAUGUAUCUCCCCCUCCCACUCAGCUAGCAAAGGAUAAUGCUGUUUAAAAUGUUUUUUAAAAACCUUGCAGAGGACAAUGGCUUUUCACUCUUUUUGUGCUUUUGCUGGAUGUGUGUUGUACCUGAGAUGAGAUAGUUAAUGAUUUGUGUCAAUAAACAGAGAAUCUUUGUUCUAAUCUCA